This is a messenger RNA of Lates calcarifer (barramundi perch), 764 nucleotides long. RefSeq names its product microsomal glutathione S-transferase 3b (gene mgst3b). The coding region runs from base 120 to 542 and encodes 140 amino acids. The transcript is spliced from 4 exons. Gene Ontology annotation, molecular function: glutathione peroxidase activity; glutathione transferase activity. The record is from RefSeq and is a predicted model, not a curated record. Lineage: Eukaryota; Metazoa; Chordata; Actinopteri; Centropomidae. Gene Ontology annotation, cellular component: endoplasmic reticulum; membrane; nuclear envelope.
CUGUUUACUUUGUGGCUUCCUGCCUCUCGCUGAGUUAUAAAGGCGCGUAUCAGUUUAAUUGCACAGCUCCGUGUUCUAGCACCUUGAAACCUGAAAAACAGGCAUAAUAUCGAACAGAGAUGGAUAUUCUCACUGUGCUACCGUCCGACUUCGGAUAUGUCAUAUUUACUUACCUCUACAGUUGGAUUAUGCUGGGUUAUUUAGCAGUCAAGGUUGGGGGCGCCAGGAAGAAGUACGAUGUCAAGUAUCCCACCAUGUACAGUGACAAGGAGCAAGUGUUCAACUGUAUCCAGAGAGCACAUCAGAACACCCUGGAGGUGUACCCUCAGUGGCUUGUUUUCCAGACCAUUGCAGCUCUUGUCUAUCCAUUGUCAGCAUCUGUGCUGGGGGCUAUCUGGGUGACCAGCAGGUUUUCCUAUGCCUGGGGUUAUUACACAGGAGAUCCAGCCAAGAGGAUGAAUGGUGCCUAUGGCUACAUUGGAUACUUUGGAGUCAUCAUUCUGUCCAUAUCUGUGGCCUUGCAGUUGCUUGGUGUCUUCUAAGAUUGUCAUUGUCAUCUUUCUGUUGCCCGUCUGACUGACAAGUUUGCUAAUGGCUUGCAUGACAUUUUUGACUGUAUCAACAAUAAAGUAGCUGUAGAAUUCUUUACAUUACAAUGCUACUCACAUUUUUAUGGACCAUUAACUUUCUAUCUUUUUAUUCCAGCGUUUGUUGUGAAUGUUUACUUCAUGUAAUCACUGACAAUAAAGUAGAUGCUGACAGAU